CUCUUCUUUGUAUGGAAAGAGUUCAGGCUAGUAAGGCAGAUAUUUUCCUCUCAUUGUCCUGUCCUGGAAAAUUUGAGGCUUUUUUUUCUGAAAAAACAAAAAAAAAAAGGCUGUACUGGAGCUGUUUAUUGAAGUUUUUGUGAAAUCGUUUUAGAGCCCAAUGGAGCCGUGAGUCUGAGUGGUUUGGGGGGAGUCUAUGGAUAUCCUCUGGGGAAAGAAAGCCAAGCACCUCGCCCUGCAUGUAAUAUCAGGACAGACCGCCUGCGAUGGUAGAAGAUGGUAAGGGGAUGGUGGUCACAGGGUUCUCUUGAGUAGGUGGAGAUAAUGUAGGAGGGUGGGUAGAUGUUUGCUAAAUCUGUAUGGCUGUAUUUUACUGGGUUCUCUGGUCAGACGGUGGGCAGAGAUUUUGUCGGCUUCUCCUUCAGGAUUUGUGAUUUUUCACUGUAACUUAUUGUCAGUUCUUCAAAAAUACAGACUAAGAGACUUGAUCCAGAAUUCGAAGUCAGCCAGGAAGUCAUGCCAGGGAGCCCAGAGAACAUCCCCCUGGGGGAGUGCACGCUGUCCCAGUCCAGGGACCAGCUCACACCCCCGAGCCGCACGGAGAGCACCGUGUUCAGCCUGUCCCGCACCGAGUCAGUUUGGACUACGGAGAAUUCCCCCAAGAAGUCUGAAGUCUUUUGGUUCCCCAUCCACCUCAUGUCUACCGGGGGCAGCUUCCUGGCAUGUGGCAUCAUCAUCAGCGGCCUUUACUUCGCUGGCCACUGCCGGAAAGUCACCAACAUCCUGGGACCAGCCCUGCUGUCCAUUGGAUUGAUGGUUUUUGUGGUGGGCGUGGUCCUGAUUCCUAUUACCAAAGAGAACAGGAAGCGGUCGAAAAUGAAGAAGCCCCUGAGUUAUUACAGGCCUCCGGUGUUUAACCUGUGAGGGCUGUGAUGUUUUUCAGCACAACUAUGUUUGGAUGUAAUUUCAGGAGAAACGUGGAGAGCACUCUGAACUGAGGCUAAUAUUUUCAGCUCUGUGGAAAAUGAUUAAUAGAAGACUGUUUGACAACAAUUAUGUUUAUCUCUCUGGAUUGACGACACUAUCGAAGUUUCUAGUGUGCAUGAUGUAAUUUCAUUAAUAACAGCGGCUGUUGAAAAUAGGAUGAGAGCGCAUGGACAGGAAUGCGCUGCAGAAAAUGCAAUUAUUUACACCUGCACAAACAAUUUAGCAAGAAGAUACAAGGCAGUAAAGUGUCCUUAUGAAUAUUUGCAAAGAAUAAAAUAAAAAUUAUGCAAAGACUGACCGUGUCAGUCGAAGUCACGACAUCUUCUUAUUGUCACUUUGUGUUUUACUGUGUCCAGCUGUGUGUGGCUGUGAGUGUUUGUUGAAAGAACUACAAGGAAGGAUGCUUUGAAUCUAAAUGUAUUCAUCCUUGAAUUAUGUAAAGAGUGACGAUUUGACUGGUGUGACCUGAAAGCACAUUUACAUAAGAUUUCAAUAUUAGGUAGCAGCCAAUUUAAAGUAACCCCUUCACAGCCAGAUUCCACUGUAAUGUGCAUUAAAUAUUAAUUCCUUCUAUCCACUGAAAAUGCACUCUUUGGGCUAGCAGUGCAGAUCAUAUUUAAAGUAACGAUAAUCAAUAUUUGUAUAUUUGCAAAGAAUCGUAUGACUGCUACAGAAAGGAAUCACUCUUUGUAAUGAAUGAACAACGAUUAUCACCAAACUCCACGGUUCCCCUCGGCUCCCAGAAGCAUUUUAGCCUCUUUAACUCCUUUGUUUGGUUUACUGUGUUGGUUCACUGACUGAGCUCUCAUUUGUGAUGACGGCAGGCAGCUUCAGAGGAAAAAGCUCCAAAGACCUGUGUGAACCCUUCCAGCGCAGCAUUGUUCACCACAGAGAGUCAGACACAAGCUGAGCGAACACAAUAAAGUGUUUUGCAGCCAUGAGGCAGGUUUCUAACGAGAGCAAAGCCAGAGGUAAUGGAAGAGGAAAUAUUAGAUAGAGACACGUGUGCAAAUAUCUGGUAACUCACUCAAAUUUGUUCAGAAUUAAAGUAUUUAAUUUAUAUGUAUCAUUACAUUAAAUUCGAAUGCCUGCUCAGCUUAAAUAUUUUUAUUUAAUAUAACGACCACAGCAGAUGUCAAAUAAUCAGAAG
This is a messenger RNA of Haplochromis burtoni (Burton's mouthbrooder), 2137 nucleotides long. Its product is annotated as phosphoinositide-interacting protein. Gene Ontology annotation, molecular function: transmembrane transporter binding; phosphatidylinositol bisphosphate binding. Gene Ontology annotation, biological process: positive regulation of cation channel activity; phosphatidylinositol-mediated signaling. The transcript has 2 exons. The coding region runs from base 517 to 924 and encodes 135 amino acids. The record is from RefSeq and is a predicted model, not a curated record. Lineage: Eukaryota; Metazoa; Chordata; Actinopteri; Cichliformes; Cichlidae.